This is a messenger RNA of Quercus lobata, 1537 nucleotides long. RefSeq names its product mediator of RNA polymerase II transcription subunit 7a-like. Lineage: Eukaryota; Viridiplantae; Streptophyta; Magnoliopsida; Fagales; Fagaceae. The transcript is spliced from 6 exons. The record is from RefSeq and is a predicted model, not a curated record. Gene Ontology annotation, biological process: regulation of transcription by RNA polymerase II. Gene Ontology annotation, cellular component: core mediator complex; mediator complex. Gene Ontology annotation, molecular function: transcription coregulator activity. The coding region runs from base 615 to 1121 and encodes 168 amino acids.
UUCUGCUUCCUUAUCUUCCAUUGUUUGAUGAGGAUUCUCUUUUCAAGAGUUCUGACCGGACCGACGCCUAAGGACUGAGGCUGAAGAUGAUGAAAUAAAGAGUUAGGCAAACCAGAGGGCAGCUUCCCCUUGUUUGAUUCCCGAGAAUUCGCAGGAAAACACAAUGCAAGGAAAUGAAAAAUUCACUUUUUUUUCUUCCUUGGCUUUUUUCUUAUAAGGUUAAACGGAGAAUAACUGGAAGGAAAGAAAAAAACGAAGAGUAAGGAACAAGAGUGAGAACCUGAGGAGGAGAGGAAGAAGCUAUUGCAUCAGCUGAGAAUAGCCGAUCUCGAAAGAGAGAGAGAGAGAGAGAGAGAGAGAGAGAUGGAGGGAAAAGUACGGAACUGUAAAACCCUAGUUUUUCCGAGGUUAAAAAUGUAAGUAUAAAAAAGCCCGUUUGGAAACAAGGAUUUCCAAAUCCAAAUCCCCGUUUGGGCUAACAGAUAAAUAAAGAAAUAGAUUUGGAUUUGGGGAUUUGAAAUCAGUGGGAAACAGAGCAACUAGGAUCAGCGAAGAAGAAUUCAACUUCACAAAUUUUCGAUACUCUAACAGGGUUUGGUUAGGAAGAGCUUCUAAUGGCAACAGCUACGUACCCACCACCACCACCGUAUUACAGACUGUACAAAGAUUACUUACAAAACCCAAAGUCAGCUCCUGAGCCUCCCCCUCCUACUGAAGGGACUUAUGUUUGUUUUGGAAGCAACUACACUACCGAUGAUGUGCUUCCAACCUUGGAAGAACAAGGAGUGCGCCAGCUAUACCCAAAGGGACCAAAUAUCGAUUUUAAGAAGGAACUGAGGUCCCUUAAUAGAGAGUUGCAGCUGCAUAUUUUGGAGCUUGCUGAUGUUCUUGUUGAGAGACCAUCACAGUAUGCAAGGAGAGUGGAGGAAAUAUCCCUUAUAUUUAAAAACUUACACCACCUUCUCAAUUCAUUGCGUCCUCAUCAGGCUCAAGCAACGUUAAUUCACAUUCUAGAACUCCAAAUACAACACCGUAAACAAGCUGUGGAGGAUAUAAAGAGGAGAAGAGAAGAUGCUCGGAAACUUCUCAAGGAGUCAAUUGCAACCUUGGAUGGAAACUAGUGCAUGAAUUAGAUAAUUUUUGAUGAAAUGAUAGCUGCAUUUACUCAGCGCAUCUUCUGUUUUCUCACACUUCUGGAAAUCUGACCUGAAUAUCUCUGUUGUGUCACAUAUGACCGUUGGGGUUUAAUUUUAAGUAUGCCAACUGAGUAAUUACGAAAUUCUAAUGAAAGGAUCUUGAGCACAAGAAGCCUAUUAGAGAAUUAUGAAGAAAGCUGAACAAAUACUUGUGGAUCUAAAAUCUGCUAUUGUAGAAAUAUAUGAAUGGCCAACUUUUCUCGAAACCAAUUGGAGGACCCAUUAUGUGGUGAUUUAUAAGAUCAUUUAUGUAUUUGGAUGGAGAGAAGCAACAAAGCUUACAAAUAGACUCUAGAGCAAGAGCUUAUGCUGAGAUGCUUCUGUCGGUUCCUCCCCCCCCC